AUGGGAUGCGAUGCGAUGAGAUGCCCUUGCAGAUUGUCAAAAAAUUUUUUCCAGCUUAAUUUUUAUAGCCAUUUUCUUCCAGAGCUGGAAAAUAGUCUUGAAACAGGCAGAAGAAAGGCCAAGUGGACAGGCGAAAAGGACGAGAAAGCGAGUAAUAUGGCACCAAUCGAGGCCCCACAACUGGCGAUCCCUGGGGAACCAUCCGCGGUAGCACCACAGGCAUUUAAUGAACUGGUUCCUGCUACGGCUGCGCCCGUAGGGAGCGCGAAAAAGAGCAUGGACGAAAAGUUCGACGAGGCGCUGGCGUUCAUGGGCCGGCACCCGGUGAUGAGCGGUGUAGGCGGGUUUCUGGGACUGUACUUCGCGGCGGGUGCGUUCAAGAGUGUGUCGCGCAUGAUGGGCGGCGGGCCCAAGGCUGCGCAGUUCGCUAAAGGCGGAUUCGACCCGAAGAUGAACACUAAAGAGGCGCUGCAGAUCCUGAACUUGAGCGAGAAUAACCUUAACCGCAAGAAGCUGAAGGAGGUGCACCGCCGCAUCAUGCUGGCAAAUCAUCCGGACAAGGGCGGAAGCCCUUACCUGGCAACUAAGAUCAACGAAGCCAAGGACUUUCUGGAGAAGCGCGGCUUGCGCAAAUAG
Lachancea thermotolerans CBS 6340 is the source of this 636-nucleotide messenger RNA. RefSeq names its product Pam18p (gene PAM18). The transcript has a single exon. The record is from RefSeq and is a predicted model, not a curated record. Gene Ontology annotation, biological process: protein import into mitochondrial matrix. The coding region runs from base 1 to 636 and encodes 211 amino acids. Lineage: Eukaryota; Fungi; Ascomycota; Saccharomycetes; Saccharomycetales; Saccharomycetaceae. Gene Ontology annotation, molecular function: ATPase activator activity. Gene Ontology annotation, cellular component: PAM complex, Tim23 associated import motor.